GCAUAGAAUUUAUAGAUAAAGAUGAAAUGAACUGUAAGGAAAUCAUACCUAUUGAAAACGAAGCCACGGUUGAUGCCUACCCCAGACCCAGCCUUCGAUGCUGUCGUGUAUGCUUACGUCUGUUUCCUAAUGACUAUGUCCUCUUCACACAUGUCCGUGCCCAUCACGCCACUUGUGAAUCUAGGGAUGCUGUCUACCUGGAGGAGCUGCGUGCUCGAAGUCGUUUGGUCUGCCCGGUCUGCUGCGACCCACCCCUUUACUUUGCCACCCCUACCAAGCUCAGGCGCCAUCUGCGACAGCACCAUGGGAUUGAGCAUCAUGUGGAGGCUUGCAGGUUUUGUCAUGCUGAGUUUUUAGACAAGCAGGAGCUGGAGCUGCAUGUGGAUCUCUCUCAUAAUGUGAGUUUAUUCAUUAAUGAUGGAAAUUAUUUAUCUUACCAUAGAUACUCGUCCCAAAGCCCUUCUUUCAUUCACAGGCGACCCCACUUGUUUUGGUCAGGAUAAGGCUCAAAAAUGCAUAACCCGCUUAGAAGCCUACUCCACAAAAUAAUAAUGCCUGGGUAAAAGCUAUGUGGUUCCAAAGAAUACCUAGGAUGACAUAAGAAGUUCAACCUUGUAAUACACUUUUAUUAUAUACUCAUCAUUAGGUUUGGCAAUUGGUGGUUGCUGUCCUCUUGAAGUAUAUUUUUUUCACUAUUUUUUAUGCUUCUGGCACUGUAUUUGAAUCUUGUAACACUUGCUGUAGACUAAGACCUUGGCCUAUAACAAUAACAAUUUCAUAUUUCAAUGUGCCUGAAGAAUUUAAAUAUCUCAGUUGACCUGCUCAUAAGCUGACCACCCCACUUAUUCCUCUGAAAUAUUUAAACAAAAAAAAAGUUCUGCCUAAAAACGAGUGUCUACGGUACUCCUGGGUUUAUUUUUCAUUAGCUCUUAUUGGGAUUUACCUCAUUUGUUGGAGAUUCAUUUCGUCGUCCUAUCCUGAAUGAUGCUCUUCGAAGGGUGAGCUCCUAUCUUAAAACGUUUAGUUUUUAAAGAAUUAUUAACCCUUCCAAUGUCAGUGUGGUUAAUAACAUCACCUAGCCCCAAACAACAUAUUCAAUUGGGAUGGUAGUCAACAUAAUUAAGCUUUGGUGAAAUUGAAUUGGACCUCAGAGAGGUAUUGAGUUGUAGACAAGUGAUAUAUGAGGCUUGUUGUCAGGAGCAAUCUAGUCUUCAUGAUAGGUUAAAAUGUUGCCCCAAGCAAAUCAGCUUUUCCCUCAGUGACUGUAAAACACUGCACCAGGCUAAUCAGCACUUCUCUCAGUGACUGUAAAAUACUGCACCAAGCAAAUCAGCUUUUCCCUCAAUGACUGUAAAAUACAGCACUAAACAAAUCAGCUUUUCCCUCAAUGACUAUAAAAUACAGCACUAAACAAAUCAGCUUUUCCCUCAUUGACUGUAAAAUACAGCACUAAGCAAAUCAGCUUUUCCCUAAGUUACUAGAGGAAGGUAAUAGGUAGUUAAUUGAAAUGUGGUAAACCAUUCUAUUUGCUUUGAGAAAAUUGGCAGAGUGUGAUUUGAAUUAAAUAAAAUAGAAUUUAAAAGAAUAUGUACAUAUGGAGUAGAUAUGAACACUACAUCAAAUGGCUUACUAAGCCAAUCCUGAAAUUUCAGUCUCGGCUGCAUUUCUCGCACGAGAACCUUGAAUCCCUGUUAAAUUUGGCCUCCAUAAUGCUCUUUUUGUUGCACAGGCUUCUUUUCGCGCAUCUUGCAUACACUCCUGCAUACACGACUGUCUGCCAACUGGAAAGGUGCUCAGCGAUGACAUAAAGAACAUCCAAGAUAUUAACUCUAUGAUAAUAGUGGCUUCCAUGUGUUGAACUUUUACAGAUGGUUUUCAUUAGCAGUUUAAUGGUAACAAAAGAACUUUUGUAUUUGUUCAUCAAUUUUACUAGCUUUUUUUCUUUCUUUUGUCUUUAGCUCUACCCAGGCCUAGUAAGUCUUCUUUCACCCCCACAACAGAUGUUGAGGACGGAAAGAUCUUUGUUGUCAUGUAGUAGGUAUGGAAAUUAACUCUGUCAGAUCAGCUACCAUUUUUAAGAAUGAUUUCUCUGUGAUUUAGUGUUAGUUGAAAAAGUUGAAAUAAUUUAAGAGAAUAAAUGUCAGAAACCAUUUUGAUGGAUCUUCCACAACUUUCUAAUUAGUGUGUCUUUUUUGCCUAAUGAAUUUAGAGACAAACUUACCCAUGGUGUCUAAAGUAUGUUUGUAGUUUGCAGCCAAUGCGAUUUUUAAAGCCAAUUUUGAAAGACUGCAGUCAUUUUUGUUUUUCUAGACACAUAUUUCUUUAAAAAGCUGUGGAGCAUAUUUUCUUUUAAUUAGGUUUAAUAAAUAUUUCAUUCAUGUAUGUAAAAUUUAGAAAUGUUUGGAAAUAUUUAGCCUGGAAAAUAUAAACUUAAAUUAUCAGGGCCCAAUGCUUCUGCUGCUUGGUUGUAAUGAACAAAAUAUCUCUAAACAGAUGCAACAUAAUGUUCAGUGAUCGUGCGGCUCUACUCAGUCACACCUUGAAGGUCCACCCUGAGUUGAAUCAGUUCAAUAUUUGCCGGCUGUGUGACAAAGUCUUUGAGUCUGGCCCUGCUCUUCACAAGCACUUGAAGAAAGCUCAUGAACAGACCCAUAACGGAGAGCUCAAGUGCCCCUUCUGCCCAGCAUGGCUCCCCAACAUGGAACUAGCCUCAGUGCACAGGGUGACUCUACACAAUGGAGCCGUGCCCGUACAUUGCCCGUUCUGUGGGGCAGGUGAGUGGAUGUGUUUGACUGUUACGUUCUCAGAGUCACCUGCAGUCUUCUAGGCCGCCUUUAAGUGGCCAUUUUUAAUAGCCUUCAUGUAAAUUCUAUAGACGUUUGAGGAGGUCCCCUGCUGAAGUUUGUCUGGAAUCUAGGUUCUUAAAAAAAUUUUGUUAUAAUUUUUAUACCACUUGAAAGCUUAAAAUAUCAUUUUAAGCAUAUCAAAUUGGAAUUCUUUUAUCAAUCUUGUUUAAAAAUUACUUCAUGAAUUUUUCCUUAAAGUCACCAUAUGAUCAAAGAAUGCUAAGCCAUUAAAAAUUAAAUAUUGUAAUAUUAAACAUGGACUCAGUCCUGGGUUUUUUAGUAAAUCCAUUUAUUGAUGAAAUUUUAACCAUCUAACUUUCAAAAUGCUAAAUUGUUGAUCUGUCCUGUAUUAUUAAACUCUCACCAUUCAUCAUGACAUGUCUAACCAUUGAAACCCACCAUGUGACAGGAUAUCAGAGCCUUCAUCCAAUGUACAACCACGUCCGCAGUCAGCACCUCCAGACAGAGGCUCACAUCUGCCCCGAGUGCCAGGCCAGUUUUCCGUCCAGUCGUAUGUUGUCCGAUCACAACAGGAAGGUCCACCUGAUGCCACCACACAUAGCCAAGGACAACUUAAUGGGCUCCAACAGCACCACCUACUGCUGUCCAUUCUGCACCGUGUCUUUCAUGCGCACGUAUGAUUUAGCUGUCCAUGUGAUCAACUCCCACAGGGACCGUUUGCUCCCUUCACAGUGCCACCUGUGCAUGCAGUCAUUUGUCAGUGAUAUUGUCAUGAAAAUGCACAUGUCUGGGGCUCACGGGGUCGAGGUUCACGAGGGCGACGAAGUCGGUUAUUUACACGGCCAUUUUAGCAACAGGGAUCCUGUUUUGGAGGAUGGCAGUGAGGACCUAUAUUCUCAUGGUGAUAGUUUUGUGGCUAGGGGACCUAGAGGAAGACAUGUCAGGAGGCAUAUCAUUGAUCAUCAGGACAUACUGGAAACCCAAGGUGAGUUCAAUCUAUACAGCUCUCUUCAAAUAUUACAGUAACAUUAUAAAUGUGGUUUCUCUCAGGCAGGGCGUAAUAUCUUAUAUAAAUACGUUUUAGUCCAUGACAAUUAAUGACCAUGUCGCUAAUUGUUGAUGAUGUUAGAAACUGUCCCUAAUGUCAUUAAUGAUCGUAAAUGGUCCUGAUCCUAAUGUUAUAUGACCUCGUGUCAAUAAUAAUCUGAAUGUCAUUAUUGAUCUUAAUAACAUUUAUUUAUCCCAAGGUCAUUUAUUGAUCCUACCUUUAAAAAAUUUAACUCGUUAAUUAUCAUCAGUCCACAGUGCUUUAUUUGAUUUUAGCACCUGUCUCCAUGUACAUAUUCGUCAUCAAACCUCCAUGUAUAUCAUCCACACCUGGAACCGUUUAAAUAUCUGGAUUAUAAUGUAAAGCUUAGUAGAUUUUAAAAAUCUGAGCUGUCAAAAUUACUCUCUUGUUUGGCAUUUGUUCCCAGAAGCUGGUCGGUACCUUCAAGAGUUGGAGGAUAGAGAAUCAGAAACUAUUGUGUAUUUGAAUGAGAGAAAUCAAGUGGUUAACACAGGUUAGUCAAACAUUAGUGAAGCAUGUUUAUUUAUCUUUCUGCCAGCUUUUAGCUCAAUAGAAUCUACCUAAUACAAAAGGUUUUGAGAUGGCCUGAUAAUGAGGCUUGGCAAUACCAUAGGAUCAUGACAAAAACAGGUCUUGGUUAAAAAUGUUGAUGCACCUACUUCAGUGUUUUCUGUAAAUGUUGUCACAUGGUUUAACAAUUGUGUUCCGUUGAUUUCUUUAGGUGAAAUGUUUGGCAACUGCUCAUCAAUGGAGGACGUCCAACUGCUGGGUGAGGCAGGUGAAGAAUUCAAUCUUCAGGCUGUAGAUUAUCUGGAGACGCUGUCCAAUGACAGCAUUGCAGUUGGAGCUGAUGUGGUGGCUGAUGUCAGCAUUGAUGAAAUUACAAAUGCUCGAGGAAAGGUAAGAUUCUUUAGUUGCUAGCUUUACAACUGACAGUAGAUUCAGUCCACUUAAAAGUCAGGGUAUAUUUUUACAUUGCCAGCUUCAAGUAAACCAUUCCCACAUAUCAAGUCUUCUAGGGGCUGCUGAAAUUGACACAGAUAUGUACAGAGAGGUGUGCCAAUUGUGUUUUUCAAGUUUUUUUCAGCCGACACAAUUCAGCCAAUUAUAUUUGUUGAUCAAACACAGACAAAUAAAAGCUUAUUUCUGCAAUGUGCCUAAAACAGUUCUUGACAAAGAAAAAAAUGGUGCCAGGCAAUGUUCCCUUUAAGCUGCGCAACCAGCUAUCUCACAGACGCCGCGCAGCAGUUUUGAGUACCGCACUGCAAAUUUCCAUGUAAGUGUGUGUUUUUGUUUGUGGGUUGUAAAUUUUGCACACAAAAAAAUUGAUGCUGUAAAACUUUGCACACAACUGUAUAAUUUUGCCCACGAACCAACAAACCUUAGAGGGAACAUUGGUGCCAGGUAUAAUGCACCUGUGUCAAAAGAAAUUUUUCAUUGCCCCAUCAAGCACAAAAAUUUCUCAUAUAUUAUUAAAUGUUAGAAAUUUCCUUUGACUUCUGUGCAGACCUCACAUUAAAGUUCUAUACAUUAUUUUACAUCUUCUGAUAAUGUAUCCCUAUUUAUUUAUUGAGGUUUUUUCAUAUAAUCAAUUUGUAAAUUAACCGACAGAUGUGACAUAUCAAUUUUUGACAUAAUGCUUUUAACUGGUAAUUUAUUUCUCGAACACAUACUGAUGAUGCAAAUAAAUUAAUCUCCCUUUAGGUGAAUAGAAAUCAGGAGCUAUUAGGCAUGGCCAGCCAGUUUGAAAUUGAUGGCGUCCUCUAUGAGCUGGCAAGCUCCCAUGAUGCUCCAGCCCAUCAUUUACGAGGAACAAGUGACAUAAUGACCAUUGAUGGGAGCGAUAUGAGAGUCUUGGGAGAUAGGAUAACCAUUGAUGCUAAUGAUUUCGCUCACCUUUUGAGGCAGCAAGUUCAGUAGAUGGAAAUGAUCUUCUUUCUCUCCCCCCCCCUUUAUUCUCCUUGCACUCCAAACAUAUUUAAUGUUUAACUUUUAUUGAAAUAAUAAGUCACACUCCCUGUUUUUUUUCCCCCCUUGUAACUGAUGUGUAAAUUAUGUAUGCCAGGCUUUUUCUGCUGAGUUUUACUUAGCAAGAAUUAAUUAUACAGAUCUGAAAGAUUUGUUUAUCUUGAAGCUUGGCUUUGCACACAUUUGACCGUAUGAAAUGAUGAUUGCGUCUAGAACAUGCUUGUCAUGAGAUGCCCAUUGGUGUAAAUUUAUUUCUCAUUGUGCCAAAGUUACUUGUGAUACACUAAAUUAUAGUUAUGGG
Messenger RNA from Lymnaea stagnalis (great pond snail), 6145 nucleotides. The record is from the annotation of a GenBank genome assembly. Lineage: Eukaryota; Metazoa; Mollusca; Gastropoda; Lymnaeidae.